AUGUCUCAUGGAUUUUCUCAGGAGUACCGGGAGAUGCUUGCUGAGGCACUGCGGGAGUCGAGCGGCUCGGACACGGGCUCGGAAGAGUCGGGACGGCCAUUGAAACGGCAUGGAGGACGCCGACGCCGCAGCGACGAGCGCGAGACGGACAACGACAAGCGAGCGAGAAUCGCGACCGCAAGCGAGUCUGUGGUCGAGGUGUCAGACGGCAGCUCAGUUUCGCCGCAGCCGCUACAGCCGGAGACUGCCGGCACAGAGGUGAUUAGUGUGGACAGCGAGGAGGACGAGUACAGCGAGUUCGACGAGGAUUUCGAGGACGUCGAUUUGGGUUGCACGGCACCAGAGCUCGACCGCGCGAGCUUGGCGGAGGAAAUCACCGUUUCCGUCUCGCGGCCGACGAAACAGACGCGCAAGCAGAACCUGGUGUCGGCCGACGAGCGUAUGUUCCGCAAAACGCUGCACAUGCUGUAUUUAUUUACGAUGGUGGCCCACGGCGUGGUGCGCAACGCGUGGUGCAGCUCGCCCGAAGUUUUGCGCGUGCUGCGCGGCCAGGUGCCGGGCAAGCUGCUGGCGGAGGUGGACGCGUUCCACGAGCAGCAGCAGCGCGCGGACGUGACCAGCGCGGCCAAGUCGCGCCGUCUGCUGGACGUGCUGCGCCACCUGAUGCAGUACUGGUACCGGAGCUGGACGGUCGAGCCGCGCCACCGGGGGCUGUACAAGAAGACGUGGGAGGAGAUCGCGAAGCUGUGGGAGCAGCCGGCUGUUCAGGGCGAGAACGUGACCAAGGCGCGGUUCGUCAAGCGCAUGGAGCAGCGGCGUGGCUCGCGCGACCUCGCGGCGCAGGGCUUUGUGGCGCUGCUGCGCGCGCUCGACAUCAACUGCCGGCUCGUGUUCUCGCUCCAGCCACCGGACUUCACCAAUCUGGCCGUUCUGGCGCCGGCUACGCCGUCCGACGGCUCGUCCAAAGAGGCCAGCCCUGCCCCCAAGCCCUCUCCGCGCCGUCGCAAGGCCGCGUCCCAGCACGAGCGGCUUCUUUCUGCUCUGCGCGUGAACAGGCCCGUGUACACGAAUUCUCGGCCACAGCCACAGGACGACGCGCAGUACCCUGUGUUCUGGUGCGAGGUCUGGGACAGCGCCAGCAAGCGGUUCACCAGCGUCGACCCCAUCGUCCAGCGGUACAUCGAGAACGUCGGGACGCGCUCCAAGUUCGAGUGGCCCAACAACACCACGUACGUGCUGGCGUACGACCGGCUGGGCGGCGUGCGCGACGUCACGCGGCGCUACAGCGUGCACUUCAACGCCAAGACGCGCAAAAAGCGCAUCACGCGAGACCCGCGCGGCCAGGACUGGUACGACAAGCUUCUGCGCGGUGCAAACUCGCGGCGCCGGCUCGCAAGCAAUAAAAUCGACCAGUACGAGCAGGUCGAGUUCGAGCAGCGCUCGCUCAAGGAGGGCAUGCCCAACUCGAUCCAGGAUUUUGUGAACCACCCGGUGUACGUGCUGGAGGAGCAGCUGAAGACGAACGAGGUGCUGAAGCCCAAGAUCAGCUGCGGAACGAUCCGCAAGAAGACGAAGGCCGGCAAGGCGGGCGAUCUGGUGCCGGUGUACCGACGCUCCAACGUGGUUACCGUGCGGUCUGCCAAGGCGUGGUACUUACGGGGCAGAGUGCUCAAGAUCGGCGAGCAGCCGCUCAAGGUGAGAGAGCAGCGCAAACAGCGGCCGGACGACGACGACGACGACGACGUGAGACUGUACGGAGAGCACCAGACAGAGAAGUACGUGCCGCCGCGCGUCGUGGACAAGAAGAUCCCGCGCAACUCGUACGGCAACAUCGACGUGUACCAGCCAUGGAUGCUGCCCGAGGGGACCGUGCACAUUCCUGAGAAACAGGCCGAGAAGGCCGCAAAGCUGCUCGGAAUCGAGUAUGCGCCUGCUGCGGUCGGCUUUGAUUUCGGUAGCGGUAGCAGGGGCCGCGGAGCCAGCGUCAGCGUGCGAAUUGCUGGCGUGGUUGUUCUGGCGGAGCACAAAGAGGCCAUCGACGCGGUGUGCGAGUAUCUGAGGGAAGAGGAAGAGGAAGCAGCGCGCAAACGGCGCGAGGCCGCCGCGCUGCGUGUGUGGGCCGUGGUGCUGGCCAAGCUGCGGAUCUCCAAACGGCUGGACAGGGAGCACGGACUAGUGGAAGACUCGGGUGAGGACGUUCCGUCGGAAAGCGAGCACGAGCCUGUGGCGGACGACGAUCAGGACGCAGCAGGGGGAUUCGUCCCGCAAGGACCGAAUACUGAGGAACUUGACUCUGGUGGAUUUGACUCUGGUGGAUUUGAGUCCGGUGGAUUUGAGUCCGGUGGCUUUCUGCCGCAGGAUACGCCUGCACAGCCUGUUUCGCAAGACGCGCCUACGAGCGACUCAGGGCCCGAGAGCGACGCCGACGCCGCCGCCGCCUACUCCGACUCCGAAGGCUACGAGUUCGAAUAUAGUGACUAA
Ogataea angusta is the source of this 2481-nucleotide messenger RNA. RefSeq lists its product as uncharacterized. Gene Ontology annotation, molecular function: damaged DNA binding; single-stranded DNA binding. The transcript has a single exon. The record is from RefSeq and is a predicted model, not a curated record. Gene Ontology annotation, biological process: mismatch repair; nucleotide-excision repair. Gene Ontology annotation, cellular component: XPC complex; cytoplasm; nucleus. The coding region runs from base 1 to 2481 and encodes 826 amino acids. NCBI's taxonomy places the organism in Eukaryota, Fungi, Ascomycota, Pichiomycetes, Pichiales, Pichiaceae.